Molecule: messenger RNA, 1713 nt
Organism: Talpa occidentalis (Iberian mole)
Lineage: Eukaryota; Metazoa; Chordata; Mammalia; Eulipotyphla; Talpidae
Gene: OGFRL1
Product: opioid growth factor receptor like 1
Exons: 7
Coding region: 123-1502 (459 amino acids)
Cellular component (GO): membrane
Molecular function (GO): opioid growth factor receptor activity
Source: RefSeq, a predicted model, not a curated record
GCGGCGGCGGGCGCGCCGAGGCUGCCGCCCAGCGCCCUCGCCGCGGCCAUGCCCGGGCCCUAGCGCGCCUGCCGCAGCCCGCGCCCCGCAGCCCGCAGCGCGCGCCCGCCGCCGCCUCUUCAAUGGGCAACCUGCUCGGCGGGGUCAGCUUCCGCGAGCCCACCACGGUGGAGGACUGCGACUCCACCUGGCAGACGGACUCGGAGCCCGAGCCCGAGCCCGAGCCCGAGCCCGAGCCGGAGGAGCCGGGGCCGGGCGGCGGCGGGGAGGGCCCGGGGCAGGAGUCGGAGCAGCCCGCGCAGCCCCCGGAGCGCGCCGGCGGGCGGCCCCGCACCAGCUCCGCGCCGGACGAGGACGCCGAGGCGGCGGGCGCCGAGCAGGGUGGUGAUUCCACUGAAGCAUCUGCCAAACCAAAGAGAAGUUUUUAUGCUGCGAGGGAUUUGUACAAAUACCGACACCAGUACCCAAACUUCAAAGAUAUCCGAUAUCAAAAUGAUUUGAGCAAUCUUCGUUUUUAUAAGAAUAAAAUUCCAUUUAAGCCAGAUGGUGUUUACAUUGAAGAAGUUUUAAAUAAGUGGAAAGGAGAUUAUGAAAAGCUGGAGCACAACCACACUUACAUUCAAUGGCUUUUUCCUCUCAGAGAACAAGGCUUGAACUUCUAUGCUAAAGAACUAACUACAUAUGAAAUUGAGGAAUUCAAAAAAACAAAAGAAGCAAUUAGACGAUUCCUCCUGGCUUAUAAAAUGAUGUUAGAGUUUUUUGGAAUAAAACUGAUUGAUAAAACUGGAAACGUUGCUCGGGCUGUUAAUUGGCAGGAAAGAUUUCAGCAUCUGAAUGAGUCCCAGCACAACUAUUUAAGAAUCACUCGUAUUCUUAAAAGCCUUGGUGAGCUUGGAUAUGAAAGUUUUAAAUCUCCUCUUGUGAAAUUUAUUCUUCAUGAAGCUCUUGUGGAAAAUACUAUUCCCAAUAUUAAACAGAGUGCUCUGGAGUAUUUUGUUUAUACAGUUAGAGACAGAAGAGAAAGGAGAAAGCUCCUACGUUUUGCCCAAAAACAUUACACGCCUUCAGAGAAUUUUAUCUGGGGACCUCCAAAGAAAGAACAGUCAGAAGGAAGUAAAACCCAGAAAAUGCCUGCCCCUCCAGCCUCCAGUCACAACAGCCAAACUUCUAUGCACAAAAAAUCCAAGGACCUUAAAAAUUCUUCCUCAGCAGUUAAUGUAAAUAGCAAAACAGCUGAAGAUAAAAAGGCAGCACCUCGAGAUCCUGAAGAGACAGAAAGGCCCAGUGCAGAGCUCAACAAUGAAGCUGCAAGGCCAAGUAACACAGAGAAGGAUGGUAAUGCUGAAAAUUCAAAUCCUCAAACUGUAAAAGCAAUGAAUAAUCUGGCAGAGAAAAAAGAGAACGCAUCUACUUCUGAAAAAGAUGAAGAAGGUGAAAAUCACAACAAAGACUGUGAAAAUUCUGGAAAUACAGUUUCUCAUGAUGAUACCCUAUCACAGUGAAAUAUCAGAGAUCCCAUCCACAAGUUUAGGUAAGGGAGGAAAACAGACUCUACAACUUAUCUUAAAGAAUAGAAGUCACAUUUCAGGUUUUAGCCAUCUGUUUCUGAUUUCUGUUGUAAGCGUUUUGUUGUUCCUUGUUUUUGAUUUUGGAUCACAAUGUGAUGAAUAAUUAAUUUUAAGGCAAGACCCAAUAAAGGAAUAUAUUCUGUAA